CUCUCGGUGACAAUCUAUCAACCAAUUUGACAGUUCAUUCUUCUGCGAUUUAUACGCGUGAAAACACAAAUGGAUUACGCAAUAGGGUGGAAUCGUUUCAACCUGUCGGUAUUAGGAGUUUGGCCUGAACCUUCGAAGACGACGUUACUCUGGCGAUUAACGUCAGCCGGAAUCUUUUGGACAAGCACGACCGUGACAUUUUUAUUCAUAUGUGCGCCACAAACGACAGAUCUGAUUUUGAAUUCUACUACUCUGGACGAAGCUAUAGAAAAUUUAUCCAUCAACAUACCAAUAGCUUUCGCUUUGAUCAAGCAAAUCGUUUUGCGGUAUCACGGAAAAGCUUUGAAAUCAUUACUCGUCGACAUAGUCAACGACUGGGCUCAGUCCUUACCGGAACCAGAACGCUUGACGAUGUUGAAAACUGCUAAAAUGAGUCGAAGGAUAUCUCUUUUUUGUUCCACUUUGACAUACCUAAUGUUGACCGCCUUCAUAUCGCUUCAAACUUAUGCAAAUAUGGCCAGUGCCUCCGAAGUCGAUUUAGGAGGACUUUUGCAUCCAGCAACCUUCCCAUACGACAUCAAGAAAAGUCCCAACUUCGAGAUCACUUGGAUGGGACAAUUCAUGGGAACGGUUCUAACGGCCAUUUGUUAUUCUUGCUUCGAUACUUUUCUCGCAGUUUUUGUUUUGCAUUUGUGCGGACAAUUGUCGGUCUUGCAACUGAAUUUGAAAGAAUUGGCAGAGGUAGCAAAACGUGACAUCAGUUUAUUUCAGAAUAAACUCGGCUUCAUUGUGAACAGGCACAACGAACUGUACAGAUUCGCCUUAAUAGUAGAGAAUUGUUUCAACCUUACUCUACUCGGACAAACUUUGAUUUCAACGGCUAUGUUUUGCUUGACGGGAUAUCGUAUGAUCACGUCGAUAGGCUCACAGGAACAAGAUUUGCCGAUAGUAGGAAUGAUAUUUUUCAUCAUUCACGUGAUAUACACGAUGUUGCAUUUAUACAUAUAUUGUUACGUCGGUGAAACUCUUCUGAUAGAGGUGAGUCGAUACAAAGUUGGACGGUUACUCAAAGACCCAAGAAUUUUUCAACUUCGUGCCUUUCAGAGCACUGGAAUAGCUUUCUCCGCUUACGAUUGCGUAUGGUACGACUUGCCACCAAAAAAGGCAAUGUGCCUGAUGAUAGUAAUUUGUCGAGCAAGAAUAGCAUUUCAAAUCACGGCUGGAAAAUUCAGUCCAUUUUCUUUAGAACUGUUUGGUGCUAUUAUGAAAACGUCCGCCGGAUAUUUAUCGGUAUUACUAGCUGUAAAAGAAGGUCCGGUGGAAGAUUAAAGAAAUAUAUUUUGUUUAUAACGAACAAGCGAUUCAUGAAUCCGAAAGACAUUAAAAAUCGUUCGUACGUUAAUAUGUAUUAGCAUGUAAUAUUUUGUUUAUAAUUUAAUAAUAAUUAUCGAUAAAAUGCGAGUAGUAAAAAUACUGCAACAAAAUUAUUUAGAUUACUAUAAUGAGAAUUCCACUGCAAUAGAAUAUUGAAAGAGUAACCAAAUUUAUCGUACAACAUUUAAACGUUCUUGUAACUAGGAAACGUGAUAAGUGUAAAGAAA
This is a messenger RNA of Vespula pensylvanica (western yellowjacket), 1601 nucleotides long. RefSeq names its product odorant receptor 13a-like. Bases 70 to 1329 code for a protein of 419 amino acids. Gene Ontology annotation, biological process: sensory perception of smell; detection of chemical stimulus involved in sensory perception of smell. The record is from RefSeq and is a predicted model, not a curated record. NCBI's taxonomy places the organism in Eukaryota, Metazoa, Arthropoda, Insecta, Hymenoptera, Vespidae. Gene Ontology annotation, molecular function: olfactory receptor activity; odorant binding. Gene Ontology annotation, cellular component: plasma membrane. The transcript is spliced from 5 exons.